AACAAACUACAAAAAAAAAUAGCUAUAAAAAGUUUUUUUCAUCAAUUCGAAAUGAUGAUGAUGAAUUUAUUAAUCAAAAUGAAUUUAAUAAGUACUUUUCAAUUUCUGAGGUAGAUCAAACAGAGAAAAAUGAUCCACUAGAUUGGUGA
Messenger RNA from Racocetra persica, 149 nucleotides. The record is from the annotation of a GenBank genome assembly. Lineage: Eukaryota; Fungi; Glomeromycota; Glomeromycetes; Diversisporales; Gigasporaceae.